This is a messenger RNA of Pocillopora meandrina, 411 nucleotides long. NCBI's taxonomy places the organism in Eukaryota, Metazoa, Cnidaria, Anthozoa, Scleractinia, Pocilloporidae. The record is from the annotation of a GenBank genome assembly.
AUGAAGAACUUCAGUGGUUCCAGGUACAUUUUCUAUAGGAGCAAUGGAAGCUGGUACGAUUGGGAUAGAAGCCAAAAAAUUCGUAAUGAACAGUCUGGAUAUGACCUUGUUUCUAUUGAGAGUCGUGAGGAAUGGAACUUCCUGAAUCAAACCAUCCAAACAAAGAAGACCACUGAAUACUUCAUAGGUUUGAGGAAAGAUACAUCAACUGGAGUGUGGAGAUGGUUGAGUGAUAACAGCACAGUGAAUGCAUCCAAUAGAAAAGAAUGGCCCUGGGCAACUGGAGAACCUAACAACGAUAAUGGUAAAGAGAACUGCGCAGAAAUGUACAAACAUCAUUCUAAAAACUAUUGGCGUUACAAUGAUAUCAGCUGUACUUUACUCAAAGCCAGAGCAGGAUUCAUUUGUGAA